AUGAACGUGCCUCUCAUCUGUGACUACGGCUCGGGCAUCAGUAAGGUGGGCUUUGCGGGGACAGAAGCGCCCCUGGCUGUGUUCCCCACCAUCCUCGGGAAACUUCGCCAUGAUAAUCUGUUGGUGGGAAUGGAAGAGGAAGACUGGUUUAUCGGAGAUGAGGUUCAGAAAAAUCGAGGGAAACUCAACCUGCAAUAUCCCAUCUCUCGGGCAGCUAUCACCAACUGGGACAACAUGGAAAAGAUCUGGCACCACUCCUUUUACAAGGUGCUCCACGUCGCCCCAGAGCAGCACCCUCUGAUGGUGACAGAGCCGCCUUUAAACACGAUGGCCAACAAAGAGAAAGUGUCGCAGAUCCUGUUCGAGACCUUCGGCGUGCCCGCCCUGUAUUUAGCCAACCAAGGAGUCCUUUCUCUCUAUGCCUCCGGCCAAACCUGCGGUAUGACCCUUGAAUCUGGAGAAGGAAUGACAUACUUUGUGCCCAUCAUUGACGGCUGUCCUUUGCCUCAGUCAACCUUCCAGAUGGACAUUGCAGGCCAAGACCUAACCUUGUACUUCCUACACCUGUUGUCAGAAAGUGGGCACUCACUGGUGAGCACAGCUGACCGGGAGUUCGUCCGGGACCUGAAAGAGAAAUGCUGUUACGUGGCUUUGGAUUUUGAGAAAGAAAAAGUGGAAGCCAGCUCGCCCUCCUAUGCACAGAAGUGUCAGCUGCCUGACGGCCAGGAAAUUGACCUCGGGCGGGAGAGGUUCUUCUGCCCCGAAGUGCUUUUCCAGACCGACCUCAUAGGGAGACACCACCUGGGGGUCCACACGAAGGCCUUCCAGUGCGUCAGCUCCUGCGACCCCGCCCUCUGGAAGAUUCUCUUCGGCCACAUCGUAUUGUCUGGGGGAACCGGCACCUGCUCAGGCUUGCGGCUCCGGCUGCAGAGAGAAAUAUCCACCCUGGUUUCCCCGAAGAUCAACGUGAAGGUAUGGUGCCCCCCACCCUCCCUCUGGGGCUUCCAGAGGUCAUUCCACAGAUGCUUCUGGAAUGCCGCCCACGUGGCAGGCUCGGUGCCAGGUGUUCAGGGGAGCACCAGUGAACAGAAGGGGCAAAACUCCUGGAGCUUACGAUCGAGCGGGGGGAGGAAGCAGUAAGCAGUACAGAUCCGUCUGCUACAGAAGGCGGUAUGUCCGGAGGGGCUAGAAGCCGCAGGUGGGGGGGUAGCAAGGAGGGAAGAGGGGAGGAGAGAGUGGUCAGGGUGGUGUCCUCGGGAAGGCGGUCUUUGAGGGAAUACUUGAAGGAGGUGAGGGGAGUGUGUGAAUAUCUGGGGAAGAGCAUUCAGGCAGAGGGAACAGCACACGCAGUGGCUCAGAGGCUUGCUUCCUGGAGGGAGUUCUGGAAAGGGUUGGCUGUGCUGAGAGAAGGAAGGGGGUAAACGAGGUCAGAGAAGCCCUGUGAGGCUUUUACCUCGAAACCACCAGAAGAUUUGAGCAGAGCAGUGAGAUGACCGGGCUAGGCUCUGGAGGGUGGGUCAGGCUGCAGUGUGGGGAUGUGGCUGGUCGAGGCAGAGGUGCUGGUGGCUCAGAGCAGGCGGUGCAGGAGAGAGGUGGUCCAACUCCGAGCAUGCUCAAGCAAAGGAUACAGGACCCGCAGAGAGACGUGAUGGAGGAGGAGAGAGAGGAGCCAGGGUGUCUCCUGAAGUCCUAGCCUGAGCCACUGGGAUGACACAGAUGUCAUCACUGAGACGGACAAGGUCACCGGAGGAGCAGCCGGGGAAGGCCUGAAGUGGCAUUUUGGGUGUGUCCAGUUGGAGAUGUCUCCUGUCCGUCAGAGAGCAGAGGUCCAGGAGGGACAGGGAGUUUGGAGGUGGCAGGGGCCUGGGCUCCAGGUGCACAUUGGAGUUUUCAGCAGAAGCAUGGUGCUCAGAGACCAGAAGGAGUGGUGCAGACGGGGAGGAAGGACGAGGUCAAUAUGCAGCCCCUCGGUCCAUCAGGAGAGGCUGGAGGGGCAGGGGUGCUGCCAGGAGCCCAAACACCAGAGCACAGGAGACCGGGAGAGCAGGCAGCCCACAGCCAGGGGAGCCCUGAGGGACGGCGGGCAGGAAACCCCGCCAAGUCGGCAGGUAGGAGUGGGCUGAGAACUGGUCCCUGGAGUCCCUGGGAUUUAGCACCUUCAGUCCCGUGAGACGUACCUUUAAGACUGACGGUCAGAGGGUCUUGAAGGAGGUUUGCUACCAUGAAAGCAGAGAAACGGGGCCACAGGUCAGGGGACUGAGGUCAGGAGGAGCCUGUGCGGUUGUGGUGGCAGUUGUUUUAAGGUGGGAGAACCAUCUGCCCAUUUGACCUCCGAUGGGACCGAUCUGCGGGGAGAGAGAAGCUGAAGAUGCAAAGAGGCUCUCCUCCCGGCUCGGGCCUGCAGGAGGCAGCCGGCCCCACAGCACAUCUCCGGUUUAGGGAAUCGGGGACCCUGCCCUGCCCACGCCUCCGCCCCUGCCUGCCGUCCUCUCACCGCCAUUUAAAUUUUAUUUGUUUAUUUAUUUACUUUUAAAUGAAUAGCUUGUAUUUUUUAGAGCAGUUCUAGGUUUACAGGAAAACUGAACAGAAAGCAGGUUCUUGUACAGCCCUCCCUUUACACACCGUCACCCUUGUCAUCCCGUCUUGCGUUUGUGCAUCGGUUACGACUCACGAGCCACCUGUCAAUGAACCGAAGUCUGUAGCUGACGUGAAGGCUCACCCCUGGUGUUGCGCACGUGGUGGGCUCGGGGGACGCAAGUCACGUCCCCACCAGUGCCGUGUUCUGCAGAGCAGUUCCACGUCCAUCGCAACUGUCACGCAGCCGUCCGCGGUAAUCGCGCCCUGUGCAGACCUGCCCGUCCCCGCCUCUGCCCUGUCCCCGGGACCGCUGAUCUGACGACUGCACUGGCCCUGGGGCUUUGCCUUCUCCAGGGUGCCGUGUCGCUGGACUCAUGUGGCUGUAAGGUCGUGUGGUUGGAAUCCAGCAAUACGUAGGUAGCCUUUUCACACUGGCUCCUUUUUGACCCCACUUUUCAAAGCUGCUUUUCUUCCUUUCUGUUUAUGAGAUCAGCUCACGGCCAUGGUGGAAAACGUAUAAGCAAAGUUUAAGCAACGAUCCUGGAAUAUCAGUCUCAAUUCGCACAGUAAAGAAAGCAUGUCCACAUCUCUCCUUCUAACUGGACGGAACCAGCUCGGCGCCCGCCCAGCGUGGUGGCCAGGGGUUGGGCGGAUGGGGGGACCCAGUGCACUUCUGGUUGAAUAAGGGCUUUCCUUGCGCCUCGGUGCCCUGGGCCGAGGGUGGCCCCCGUCCGGCCCUCGUCCGUCUGCCCUCUGCUCGCUGCUGCCCUGGUGGCUGUGCGCUUGCCUGGAGCCUCUCCUCCAGCUGCUCCCAGCCGGCCCCAGGCGGGCCGCCCUCCCUUGACUGCAGCGUGCUCGGCCCCUCCCGGAGUGACACCAACCCCCACGCUGGACCCCUGGCCGAGCUCCACUCGGGUGCGGUGGGCGUGGAUGGGGGAGGGCUGGGGUCUCCCAGACACCAGGGAGGGCAGGGGAGUGAGCAGCUGUCUGGGAACCUCCCUUCCUCUGCAGAUCUGUCACUUCCCUUCCAUGUCUGCGCCCACCCGUGAAACAGGACAUCUGAGGGGCUCCUCCUCCCAGGGCGGGGGGCCGGAAGCGGGGACUGAACCCCUCUCCCCUCAGCUCCCCCAGCUGCUCUGGGAAGAUUCCUUCACCCCUGCCCUCAGCUGCCCCGCUUUCAGAUCUGACGGCAGGCAGGGCCCUCUCAGAGCAGCUUUCUGGCUUGAAUCCCCAGCGUAUCCUCUGCUGCCUCCUGAGCCCUCUCCGGCCCCAUGUCCCCUUCCCUCCUCCCUUCCUGGCUCUGCAGAACGGCCACACAGGGCUCGGUUCUCCCAGCCCUGAUGCUUGCAAACGACAGCCUGACUCGGUGGACCAGGGCGACGUUGGAAAGUAGACGUUUGCACAGCAGUGGUCCUUGUUCUGAUCCGUGUGGAUCCGUCCUCCACCAGAGCCAGUGGGGCAACAGGGGAGAAUCAGGGAUUUUCUGGAAAGGUGAACACGUCAGCUGGUAUUACAGAAAUCAACACAAGUCUUCUCGCUUCCAAAGUCGGCAGCCCUCUUUACAUGUGCGAUACAUAAAAUUCCAUCAUGAUUAUAAAAAUUCAUGUAAUACUGGAGAAUUAUUUCCAUCCCUUCCUUCCUCAGACUGCAGCCCUCGUUAUAAAACAGGACUCACUGUGACACACACUUGUCCUAGAGAUCUGUACCCACCUGUGUUCUUCCUAAGCCCAGUCUUCUUUAUACAAUUUUAUAUGAUGUUAUAUAAAUACAUACAAUGUGGGAAAACUGUGACCCUCCUGCCUCCUCCCUCCCCAAGGCUGCAGCCCUUUCUCCAUCACCUCACAUGAAAUUACAGACGUGUAGGGACUGUGAGGAAGCUCUCACCGCUCCCGGCUUCUCGCUCUGGAGUCCUCCUUCUCUCCGGGGAUGCCUUUCCACUGGCCCUUCUCUCGGCUCCCUGAGCUGCUGCCUGUGGCGAACUGUCACCAGACCAGAAAGGAAGGUCCAGCUCAGCCAGCACGGAAAACAGAUGGAACUGUGACGGCAUACUCCUGCCCACUUCUUGACCGUGGCUGCAAAGGGCGUCCCUCAGGCUGCCCUCCGACAGCCUUGCCCUCCAGCCUGCGGCUGCACUGAGGUUCGGGCCAAGGUCUGCCAUCCCCCUCUCUGAGCCCUUAAUCCCCCCCAGCCCUCCCCCAAAACUUCUCCACGUGGGGCUGGAAGGCGGCGCCUGUUUCCUGUAACUGCCACAGCCCAGCCCUGCCUCUGCCUAGUCUCUCUCCUGUCUGGAUGCUCUCUGGCAGGGAAGGGGGUGUAGACUCACCUUGAAUUGUCCACGAGCUCAUUAAAUUCUCCCCCAAUGACGGGAAGAGGGGCGAGGGUAAAGCUCAGUGGCAGAGCAGGUGCCUGGCACACCCAAGGUCCUGGGCUCAGUCCUCGGGGCCUCCACUGGGAAAAGGAGCAGCCGAGGCUGGCUGACUCCCCAGGUGUGGAGCAGUGGGUGUGGACGGCUGGCUCCAGACUUAGAGGGGGCUUGGCGGGUCAUUUCUGACCGAAGAUCACUGUGCGAUUUGACACACGUCUCAGAGGGAGCUCAGACAAUCGGGCGACACCUGCUUAUUUAUGUGGGAAGGCCUCUCAGCAUAUAAAGCUGCAAAAGUGGAAAAAAGAAAUGAUGAGAGAAUGAAUAACCUGAUUAUCUGCCCCCCAAAAAGAUGAAAAUAAAUUAAAAGUAAAUAAAAAUUAAAAAUAAAACAGGUGGACAAAACAAUUUUAAAAACUGAAAAAAGAAAUUAAAAAAAGAAGAAGAGGAGAAGGGUUCUCUCCCACAAGCAAGCUCGCCCUCCCUUCCGGGAGCAGCCGCUUCCCACGGGGCCGUCUUUUAAAACAAGAGCUUCUCCCACCAGCCUCAGUCUUGCGAUGAUAAUGUUCUCGUGCUAAAUUUUUGGCCAUGGUAUCUUCUUUUUUCUUUAGGACAGUUUCUCCCUUAGAGCCCAUUUCUAGACGGGAAUUUCCUGAGCCAGGAAUGUGCUCAGAGUCCAGGCUUUGGAACACACUGUCCAGGCGCGCACGGAGACACCCAGCCACCGGUCCUGCCGACGCAGGGGGCAGUGUCCCACCCAGCCCUGUUCAUCGCACACGGGCGCCGUCAAGUUAAAGACUCUUUCCCAGUUGGACAGAUGAAAAAUACGUGCUUUACUCUGCAUUUCUUUAACGACUAACGCAGGGACACCUUCCGCACGUGCUGGGCUGCCCGUAGUUUUUCUCUUUUUCUUUUACUUCAACAUCGCUUUGUAAUUGCUCGUUCCAACCCUCUGGCCGUUUUUCUGUCGGUGGCUUUGCUUUCUCCUGAAUGCGCAAGCUGCCCCAGUUUUGCGCACACUUUUGCUUGUUUUGGAGUGUCUGUUUGGACAAGACCCAGGCAGGAUCUGGGGCUCGCACAGGGUGACAGCCUGUUGAUGGGAGGAAAGAGGGUCCUGGUGCCUGUUAUCAGCUUUUUCCUCUGCCUGAUGCCUGACCCUGAAUGUGUGUCCCUCCGCCCCUGCCCCCCACCUCUGACUCUUUCCCUUGUUUAUUUUCCUUAAAAUUUCAGCCAUGUCUCUUGUCUUAACCAAUAUAACAGAUGGUUUCCAAGCCAAGCACGGUUCUGUGGUGACAGCCAGCCAGCACCCAUGACUGAAUCUGAUCAUUCAUCUUGUCUUAUUCCCUGGACUCUGGGUUUUCCAAAUCCUCUUCUUAAAUCCCUUUGCCUUGCAUAUUCCUGCAGCAAGGUGUCCGUCCCCACCUCUUUUAGAAUAAUAAACAUGUACUAUGAUAUACCUGAGUGCUUUAAGGAAAGUCAGUGAAUAUGUGAGGAUGACAACUGUCUGACCUUGAGUAAGUGAAUUCACCUUCCAGACCCUCAGUGGUCCUACCUGGCAAGUGGGUGUGGAGAUGUUUACCUCCUCCCGGCCCAGAGGUGACCUGACUUGAACAAGAAACACUGCUUUCUCCCGACAUUGAAACUGAAGGAGACACACACAUUACCAAACUCAGGCUUGGCUGCUCGCUGCUCAAAAGCCGAUAAUCGAGAGGCAAGUGCCAAUAGAAAGGGAAGAUGCUUUAACCAGAAAAGCAGGCAAUCUGGCAAGAUGCUGGACUUAUGUCCAGAGAUACCUCUGAGGAUUCUGCUCAGCCAUGAGAGUUUUUGAAGGGAAAAAGGAGGGAGGAAUCUCAGUGAAUCACUGAGGCAGGAGGUGGAGGUCUGCGUCUUUCUCCGUCGCAUGCAGACGGGCUGACUCUCUUCAGCUGCUGUCUUGUCCUCGUGAUCUUCCCACAGAAUCGUUGAGGGGGCUGUUGCGGGUUGAGAGCCAGUCACUUUUUAACAGCCUAAUUCUUUAUUCUCACUUCUUUCUAUCUAGGGAGACAAUCGCCAGGUUCGGCAGGGCGUGGCGAGCGCCCGGAGAGCAGAGGUCGGGAGCUAGGCUAGAUUGCCUAGGGAUCUCGUCCUGUAAUUAGGUCCUUUCAAGGUUAGAGGGGACAGGAAUGGACAAGAGGAAAGGGGGAAAGGGCUGCUUUCAUCCACGAGACUGAUGUCAGAGCAAGAGCUAGAGGCGGCCUUAAAGGCGAUGCCCGGGCCGAGGGGGCCUCUCUGGGAGGCUCGAUCGCCUGGGUUUGUUUCUUUUUUGCUUAUCUGUGUUUUCUGUUUUCCACAAAAUGUGCAUGCCUUACAGAGAGUCCCUACCUGAGUACAAACUGUGUCAUCUAUUUCAGAGUGAGUCCAAGAGCCGAGGGCCAGUCCUGUGCCCUUGCUGCUUUCAGCCUCACCUUAAAGCCACAGGCAGCAGGAUAUGACCAUUAAGCAUCUUUAGAGUUUGGAAUAAACUGUGUUUCCCAGGGAGAGGGGAGGGGGAAUGACUGCGCAUGAGGUGCACUCAGGGAUUGGUACUUUGUGUCCCUGCUUUAGAACAGUACUUUGAUUUUGAUCCUGGUUUCUCUCCCUCUCUCCCCCCAACCCCUCACACCACCCUUGCCUUCCUCUCUUCCCUCCUCCAUUCCCCUCUCCCGCCUCCUCGACCCCCGUCCAGGUGUCCACCUGCCCACAUUCCAUAUACGGCGCGUGGGUAGGAGGCUCCAUCCUGUGCUCACUCUCCACC
Molecule: messenger RNA, 7712 nt
Organism: Camelus dromedarius (Arabian camel)
Lineage: Eukaryota; Metazoa; Chordata; Mammalia; Artiodactyla; Camelidae
Exons: 7
Coding region: 1-1140 (379 amino acids)
Source: RefSeq, a predicted model, not a curated record